Messenger RNA from Monopterus albus (swamp eel), 2426 nucleotides. RefSeq names its product alanine--glyoxylate and serine--pyruvate aminotransferase b (gene agxtb). The transcript is spliced from 11 exons. Gene Ontology annotation, cellular component: peroxisome. Gene Ontology annotation, molecular function: L-serine:pyruvate transaminase activity; L-alanine:glyoxylate transaminase activity. NCBI's taxonomy places the organism in Eukaryota, Metazoa, Chordata, Actinopteri, Synbranchiformes, Synbranchidae. The record is from RefSeq and is a predicted model, not a curated record. The coding region runs from base 776 to 2266 and encodes 496 amino acids.
GUCAAAGUAAUGCUGUAACAGAGCAUUAAGUUCCUUCUGCUCACCCUUUCCUGCAGUGUUUUGUUUUGGGAAUCACAAGCCAUUUGGAUUCUUGAACAGUUUGUAUCAUGAUUGUCCUCCCAUGGCUUUUACAGCCUUGUACACACUUGGCACUACAAUCCCAGUAGAGAAGCACAGACAACAACAACAAAGCAGAAAUGAAGCAGCCAGAACAAAAUGAGGGCAUGAUCUGAUCAGUGAGAGCUUAGCAGAGACAGAAUCCAAAUUUGUAGCAUCCAUGUGAUCCAAACCAAAAUCAUGUUUUAAAUUCCUUCCAUUAUACAGUACAUUGUACCAAACUACUGGUGCAAUUGAGAACGUGUGUUUCUGUUAGGUACACAACAUUUUCCCCAGGAUAAAAUUUAUUGUGGGUUAAAUUCUGAUGAUCAUGUGUGAACUGUCAAGCAAUAUGUAUUUAUUUACAACUUAAUGUCUUAUUCUACUUCCUGUGUGGAUUAGGGUUAGUAUUUCAGCCCACUUUGUGAUAUUUUGUACAGAAACAUUUAAUUUGGAAAACGAUGGACACAAGAAAACGCCUACUAUAUAAUUAUUAACUGAACAGAAGAAAGUCUGCUGUUUGCACAACUGAACCAUUUCCAUAGUGGUUACUGAUGUGUCUUUUGGUAUGUGUAUUGGAGAAUGUGGCCUAUAUUUGCCUGUCCCUCUUUCUCCUCAAAGAGAGCUGAUUGCACAACUGUACCAUUUCUGUAGUGGUUACUGAUGUGUAUUUUGGUAUAUGUAUUGGAGAAUGUGGCCUAUAUUUGCCUGUCCCUCUUUCUCCUCAAAGAGAGCUGAUUGGUUAUUUGAAAGGAGGCUCCUCUUUACAACAGGUCAAAGACCAGUUAGUUUUAAGUCUUCACACAAAAUUCGGCUCAAUCUCUCGGUCUGUCUGCCGAAACUUCACUUAGGCUACUUGGGAACCAGGACAUCAGUCAUGAUGCAGCGGGCUUUCUUCGGUCGGAGCCUGCUACUCGCCCAGCAGGCAGCAGUAGGCCUGGACAGUCCACUGGCCCCUAGGAGCGCACCGCUGCUGCAGCGCCUGGAGCGCCCCAUGUCCUCUGUGACCAUCCCGCCGCCCGCAUGCAUGCUCCGUCCGCUCGAAGUUCCAAUGCGUUAUCUGUUCGGACCAGGACCGUCAAAUGUUCCUCCACGCAUAUUAGCUGCAGGAGCGAGGCAGAUCAUUGGUCACACGCACACGGAAAUGUAUGAGAUCAUGAAUGACAUCAAGAAAGGGAUCCAGUACGCCUUUCAGACAGAAAACCACAUGACUAUAGCGAUGAGUGGCUCCGGGCACGCGGCUAUGGAGUGUGCGGUGUUUAAUACGGUGGAGCCCGGAGAGAGCGUCCUCAUUUCCAUCAACGGAAUCUGGGGAGAGCGCGUUGCGGAAAUCGCUGAAAGAAUGGGUGCCAAUGUACAUAGAAUGGUAAAAACGCCUGGAGGAUAUUUCACAAAUAAAGAAAUCGAACAGGCCAUAGCAAAAUACAAACCUGUCCUGUUCUUCCUCGCACAUGGAGAGUCCUCUGCUGGCCUCUGUCAUCCAGUAGAUGGCAUUGGAGACAUCUGCAGAAAACAUAACUGCCUCUUCCUGGUCGACACAGUUGCCUCACUUGGAGCAGCACCAAUUUUUAUGGACAAGCAAAAUAUUGACAUCCUAUACUGUGGUUCUCAAAAGGCUCUGAAUGCACCUCCUGGCACAGCACCCAUCUCAUUUAAUGACAGAGCAUGCCACAAGAUGUUUAACAGGAAAACAAAACCAGUAUCUUACCUGUUUGACAUGACACAGUUGUCCAACUACUGGGGCUGUGAUGGCAAACCAGCCAGAGUAUAUCACCACACCGGUCCAGUGUCUGGAUUCUUUGCCCUGAGAGAGGCUCUGGCAAUUCUGGCUGAGAAGGGGCUGGAGGAGUCCUGGAAGAAACACAAGGAGGUGGCAGCUUACCUUUACAGAGGACUGGAGGACUUAGGUCUCAAACUCUUCAUUCCUGAGAGGGAUUUGCGGCUUCCCUCUGUUACCACCAUUGCCAUCCCUGAUGGCUAUGACUGGAUGGGACUGCUGACCUACAUCAUGAAACACCACCAAAUUGAAAUGACUGGAGGCCUAGGUCCUUCUGUAGGCAUGGUGAUGAGGAUUGGUUUGAUGGGAUACAACUGUGAGAAGACCAAUGCUGACUUGGCACUGCAUGCCCUCGAAGAUGCUCUGAAGAACUACAAAAAGAGAAGGGCUUAAGAGACUGCAUUCCCAGACCACUGAUGCUGUAUUCAUUCAGAAAGGAAGAAAAAAGAAACUAAACAGCCCAUGUUCCCGCAUGCAGGAGAUCUGGAACAGGAAUAUGCUUGAUUUUAUAAAAUGCAAUCCUUGUGCCUUUCUUGAUACUUUUAAAAUAAAG